This is a messenger RNA of Punica granatum (pomegranate), 1824 nucleotides long. The record is from RefSeq and is a predicted model, not a curated record. NCBI's taxonomy places the organism in Eukaryota, Viridiplantae, Streptophyta, Magnoliopsida, Myrtales, Lythraceae.
AUGGGCCCGUAUGGUGCGAGAAAGAGAGACGACCAGGGUGCGAAGGAGAGUGCCGCCAAUGGCGAUCGGCUGAAGUACGAGUCCUCCUACUCCAAUUCAUCCUCCUCCUUCUCUUCUCAUUCUUCUCCAUCCAUUAUUGCACCUUUAAUUGCAAAUCCGCGUUCUGAUCUCUUUCGUUUUAAAAGGAACAGGGUUGCUGUUGGUGCGCUUGAUGGGACCUUAAUUCAUGCUGUGGGAGUGGCACAUGAUUCAAGAGAGCUAACGGAAACCAUGCGAGAUCCUUCGAAUAAUUUUCCAUUUCCGCCUGCAGGAAUAUUUUCAGAGAUGAAAUCUUCUAUAAACCACCUCCUCCUCUUGUCUCUCAUCUAUUUCUGUGGGCUUUUCUCGAAUGCUCGGGCUAUUCCAAGGCAGAGGCCUUUCAACAACACGAUCCCGGCCCUCCUCAUAUUUGGCGACUCGAUUGUUGAUCCCGGAAACAAUGACUAUGUGGGCACAAUAUUGAAAGCAAAUUUUCCACCUUAUGGCCGAGAUUUCGCCAAUCGUGCAGCCACUGGAAGGUUCACCAAUGGCCAACUUCCUACAGACUAUAUAAUUUCGUACGUCGGGAUCAAAGAUUACGUGCCUCCAUAUUUGAACCGGAGUUUGAGCAUAGACGAGCUGAUGACUGGAGUUAGCUUUGCCUCAGCCGGCUCUGGAUUCGACCCUCUCACGCCCAGACUCUUUAACGUGACUCCUCUGCAAAAGCAGCUUGAACAUUUCCAGGAGUACAGGAAAAGGAUUGAGGAUGCAAUUGGAAAGGGGAAGACCAUCAAUCUCAUAAGAAAGUCAGUUUUCUUAGUUAGCGCCGGCAUUAACGAUUUUUCUUUGAAUUAUUUCACCACACGGUUACGAAGGUUGAACUUUUCCGUCUCCGAUUAUGAGAAGUUUGUGCUUCAACAUUUGAAAGAGUUCAUUCAGGGGCUAUUAAACCAAGGCGCAACCAAGAUAGCCAUGGUGGGGUUGCCGCCAUUGGGUUGUUUGCCAUUCAUAAUAACCUCAAACACAAUCCCUCUUACCGGAAGGCGGUGUGUCGAGAGGAUUAACUCCAUAGCGAGAGGCUACAAUGUACUUCUUCAGUCCGAAUUGCAUCGACUGCAAAACACAACACCAGAUAAAGAAACAAAAAUCUACUAUGCGGACUUCUACCGGCCUUUGCAAGACUUGAUCCAAAACUACCAAAUAUAUGGAUUCGAAGAAGUGAGCAGUGGGUGCUGCGGGACUGGUAUUCUUGAAACAUCAUUUCUGUGCAACCCGAAGACACCUAUAUGUUCGGAUGUUUCCAAGUACAUAUUUUGGGACUCAAUCCACCCCACUGACAGGGCAUAUUACUUCGUUUUCCAGGCUUUUCGUCCUCUGAUCGAUUUCAUCAUCAAGGAUGCGGUCGCAACUAAUUAGAGAUUACCCACAUGUGGCAUGCUAAUUAUGGCCGAGAACUAUGCGUCAUAUAUUUUUAUAUACUUGGUGCUCUCUUGUCUAUUAUAUUAUAUAUACAUGUCUAAAAUACCUCGUUCGUGGGAAAUAUAUGUGAAUGGUUGCCUAAGAGCAGAGCAACCACGGGCGUUCUUGUCCUCGAGUUUUUUUUUUCCCCCUUAUUCGGAACUACCAAGCUACUAAUUAUGUGUGUAAUGUUGGGUAAAAGUUAUCAAUAUCAAGCGGUCACAUAACGAGUGAGUUAUCAUACAACUUCAAAAUUAGUCUUCGCUAGAACGAGUUUAAGGAAUGAUUUUCUCCUUGAAAUGGGGAAAUAGCCAACGAACAGUCAUGAAAGAGACAACAAUGUUAGGU